AUGGCCUCAGCAUCCUUGGUACUUCAGCUAGACCUGCUUCGCAUGCGCCCGCUGGAUUUUUGGCUCAAAGCACGAGUACCUCCUCGAGCUUGGGUUUCCGGUCUACUUCGCCUCAAGGUCAAUCAGGAAUGUAUCACAGCCCUGAAUCCUUGGAGAGCGACCGACUGGUACCAGUCUGGUGUAAACCUGGGGACUUCCUCGAGUGUACAGGUGGUGUCCACGGACGCCUUCACCCCGGAAUGGGGAGCGCUGCACGAGGGCAGACCGUUCUUCGGCCUAUGGUACUGGCACAGACAUUCCAGCAGCGCUUUCCACGUCUUGCACCACCGUCUCAUACGCUCUAAGCCAGUCAGCCUCUCUGAGCCUGCAGUCACGCUCUGUGGACACCUGAUUAAUGCUCUCCACACCAUGUCCGAGCAGCAGGGGAAGCUCAUCGGACUCCACCUCCAAACACGGCCCCAGGAAGGACACAGGAGCUUAAGGGAGCAGAGCUUUGUUGCGACGGACAGAAACAGAAAAGAAUUGCAAUAUCUGUCAGUGGAUGUGUGGCCCAAAACCGGACCACUCAUAGUCAGCAUCAUCCUGGCUGAAGACUUCAUUCACAGAACCGGACCCCUGACCUUCAUCCUGGCUGAAGGUGGCAUUCACAGAACCAGACCCCCCAACAUCAUCCUGGCUGAAGGUGGCGUUCACAGAACCAGAGCCCUGAGCAUCAUCCUGGCUGAAGGUGGCGUUCACAGAACUAGAACCCAGAGCAUCAUCCUGGCUGAAGGUGGCGUUCAUAGAACCAGACCCCUCAGCAUCAUCCUGGCUGAAGGUGGCGUUCAUAGAACCAGACCCCUCAGCAUCAUCCUGGCUGAAGGUGGCGUUCACAGAACCAGACCCCUCAGCAUCAUCCUGGCUGAAGGUGGCGUUCACAGAACCAGACCCCUCAGCAUCAUCCUGGCUGAAGGUGGCGUUCACAGAACCAGACCCCUCAGCAUCAUCCUGGCUGAAGGUGGCGUUCCCAGAACCCUGAGCAUCAUCCUGGCUGAAGGUGGCGUUCACAGAACCGGACCCCUCAGCAUCAUCCUGGCUGAAGGUGGCGUUCACAGAACCAGACCCCUCAGCAUCAUCCUGGCUGAAGGUGGCGUUCACAGAACCGGACCCCUCAGCAUCAUCCUGGCUGAAGGUGGCGUUCACAGAACCGGACCCCUCAGCAUCAUCCUGGCUGAAGGUGGCGUUCACAGAACCAGACCCCUGACCAUCAUCCUGGCUGAAGGUGGCGUUCACAGAACCAGAACCCUGAGCAUCAUCCUGGCUGAAGGUGGCGUUCACAGAACCAGAACCCUGAGCAUCAUCCUGGCUGAAGGUGGCGUUCACAGAACCAGAACCCUGAGCAUCAUCCUGGCUGAAAGUGGCGUUCACAGAACCAGAACCCUCAGCAUCAUCCUGGCUGAAGGUGGCGUUCACAGAACCGGACCCCUCAGCAUCAUCCUGGCUGAAGGUGGCGUUCACAGAACCGGACCCCUCAGCAUCAUCCUGGCUGAAGGUGGUGUUCACAGAACCAGAAACCUGAGCAUCAUCCUGGCUGAAGGUGGUGUUCACAGAACCGGACCCCUCAGCAUCAUCCUGGCUGAAGGUGGCGUUCACAGAACCGGACAGCUCAGCAUCAUCCUGGCUGAAGGUGGCGUUCACAGAACCGGACCCCUCAGCAUCAUCCUGGCUGAAGGUGGUGUUCACAGAACCAGAACCCUGAGCAUCAUCCUGGCUGAAGGUCAUGUUGACAGAACCGGACACCUCAGCAUCAUCCUGGCUGAAGGUGGUGUUCACAGAACCAGAACCCUGAGCAUCAUCCUGGCUGAAGGUGGCGUUCACAGAACCAGAGCCCUGAGCAUCAUCCUGGCUGAAGGUGGCGUUCACAGAACCAGACCCCUCAGCAUCAUCCUGGCUGAAGGUCACGUUGACAGAACCGGACCCCUCAGCAUCAUCCUGGCUGAAGGUGGCGUUGACAGAACCGGACCCCUCAGGAUCAUCCUGGCUGAAGGUGGUGUUCACAGAACCAGAGCCCUGAGCAUCAUCCUGGCUGAAGGUGGUGUUCACAGAACCAGAGCCCUGAGCAUCAUCCUGGCUGAAGGUGGUGUUCACAGAACCAGAGCCCUGAGCAUCAUCCUGGCUGAAGGUGGCGUUCACAGAACCAGAACCCUGAGCAUCAUCCUGGCUGAAGGUGGCGUUCACAGAACCGGACCCCUCAGCAUCAUCCCGGCUGAAGGUGGCGUUCACAAAUUGAUUGACCGCAACCAGAAUCAGUCCAGGAAACUUCAACAAAUCCAGAGGAGAGAUGCAAGCCCAGAAACCAGUAGACAGGCACGAGUCCGAAACCAGGUAGAAAAUCCGGGACCAGAGAGGGUGGCACUGCAGGCACAGGGAGAAUUGCAAUAUCUGUCAGUGGAUGUGUGGCCCAAAACCGGACCACUCAUAGUCAGCAUCAUCCUGGCUGAAGGUGGUGUUCACAGAACCAGAACCCUGAGCAUCAUCCUGGCUGAAGGUGGUGUUCACAGAUCCAGAACCCUGAGCAUCAUCCUGGCUGAAGGUGGCGUUGACAGAACCGGACCCCUCAGCAUCAUCCUGGCUGAAGGUGGCGUUGACAGAACCGGACCCCUCAGCAUCAUCCUGGCUGAAGGUGGCGUUCACAGAACCAGAACCCUGAGCAUCAUCCUGGCUGAAGGUGGCGUUCACAUAACCAGAACCCUGAGCAUCAUCCUGGCUGAAGGUGGUGUUCACAGAACCAGAACCCUGAGCAUCAUCCUGGCUGAAGAACCAGAACCCUGA
Messenger RNA from Rhinichthys klamathensis goyatoka, 2811 nucleotides. RefSeq lists its product as uncharacterized. The transcript is spliced from 10 exons. Lineage: Eukaryota; Metazoa; Chordata; Actinopteri; Cypriniformes; Leuciscidae. The record is from RefSeq and is a predicted model, not a curated record. Bases 1 to 2811 code for a protein of 936 amino acids.